Cynoglossus semilaevis (tongue sole) is the source of this 2469-nucleotide messenger RNA. RefSeq names its product forkhead box C1a (gene foxc1a). Gene Ontology annotation, biological process: anatomical structure morphogenesis; regulation of transcription by RNA polymerase II; cell differentiation. Lineage: Eukaryota; Metazoa; Chordata; Actinopteri; Pleuronectiformes; Cynoglossidae. The coding region runs from base 515 to 1945 and encodes 476 amino acids. The record is from RefSeq and is a predicted model, not a curated record. Gene Ontology annotation, molecular function: RNA polymerase II cis-regulatory region sequence-specific DNA binding; DNA-binding transcription factor activity, RNA polymerase II-specific. The transcript has a single exon.
GAUCUGACGAUUUUUAGCACUUGGUUCCGUGCAUCUGUGAUCAGAUACAUGUGAGUUGCUACGGCACGUCUGAAGUCUUGGCUGCAGUGGGGCAGGGAGUUACCGACACCUUCUCUCCUUUUACUAAAAGCACAGAGUGUGGCCAGGAGCUCGCUGCGCUCCCUGGCUCCCCAUUGGACGGCCCGCGCACUUUCUGUGGGAGGAGCUCUAGUGGCAGCAAAAAGGAGCAAAGAAUUUAACUGCGCAAAAAGUCCUGUGUGGUGACGGAUGUCCAAAGUCCAGAAAGACUUUCAAUGUGCGUUUGUUCCACAGACCUUCAGAGAUGGGGACGGCUUAGACGCGUCGGAGUUCCAGUAACGCAGCACCCGUUUGAAUCACUCUUUUCCUCUGUUACUGCUUCUAGUCAACAGUGAGGGACUGUGAUUUCUGAGCGCCCCAGCCUUCAGAGGGAAGAGAAGUGGAGCUCCCUGUCUGCCGUUUUGGAAGCUAUAUAUCGUCGGAUCAGAGUGAAGACAUGCAGGCUCGCUACUCCGUCUCCAGCCCCAACUCUCUGGGUGUUGUGCCCUACAUCAGCAGCGACCCCAGCUAUUACCGGGCCGCGGCCGGCGGGGGAUACACUGGGAUGCCAGCACCUAUGAACAUGUACUCUCAUGCGGCACAUGACCAGUAUCCUGCCAGCAUGGCCCGUGCGUAUGGACCGUACACCCCGCAGCCUCAGCCGAAGGAUAUGGUCAAACCUCCCUACAGUUACAUCGCGCUCAUUACCAUGGCUAUCCAGAAUUCUCCAGACAAGAAGGUCACCUUAAACGGGAUAUAUCAGUUUAUUAUGGAGAGAUUUCCGUUUUACAGAGAUAACAAACAGGGCUGGCAGAACAGCAUCAGGCACAAUCUGUCUCUGAAUGAGUGUUUUGUCAAAGUGCCCCGUGAUGACAAAAAGCCUGGUAAAGGCAGCUACUGGACCCUGGACCCGGACUCUUACAAUAUGUUCGAAAAUGGGAGCUUCUUGAGGAGGAGAAGACGGUUCAAGAAGAAGGACGCGCUGAGAGAGAAGGAGGAGCGGCAGCAGAAGGAUCUGCAGCCCAGGCAGCAGCAAGGCCGGGAGCAGGAGCAGCCGGUGCAGGGCUCUCAGCCAGUCCGGAUCCAGGAUAUUAAGACCGAGAACGGCACAGUCACGCCACCGCAGGCCGACUCGCCCACCCUGAGGACCGUGCCAAAAAUCGAGAGCCCGGACAGCAGCAGCAGCAUGUCCAGCGGGAGCCCUCACAGCAUCCCCUCUAGCAGGUCCAUCGGCAUGGACAGCUCCGAGCACCACCAGCACCACAGCCAGGCCUCGACGCAGGGCUUCAGCGUCGACAACAUCAUGACCUCCCUUCGGGGGUCCCCACAGGGGUCCACAGAGCUCGCCCCCAGCCUAGGCGCCUCCACCCGGACAGGUAUAACCCCGUCGUUGUCCCUUAACUAUUCUCCAAGUCAGACAUCUGUCUAUAGCUCGCCGUGUAACCAAAACACCAUCUCCACUACCUCCAACGCUACCUAUCAUUGUAACAUGCAAGCCAUGAGCUUGUACGCCGGGGACAGAUCUGGCCACUUGGCCCCGAGCACCACCGUGGACGAAACGCUGCCAGAUUAUUCUGUCACGACCACCGCAUCCUCCCUGAGCCACGUUAAUCUUAAUUCUGGCCAAGAGGGCCACCAUGCCCACCAGGGGAGGCUGACCUCAUGGUACCUCAACCAGGCCGGAGACCUGGGCCAUCUGGGCGCAGCUUACCCUGCAGCAGCGCAGCAGCAGAACUUCCACUCUGUCCGUGAGAUGUUUGAAUCCCAACGAAUUGGCUUGAAUAACUCGCCGGUGAAUGGGAAUAACAGCUGUCAGAUGUCAUUCCCACCGAGCCAGUCCAUCUAUCGCACUUCGGGAGCUUUUGUAUACGACUGCAGCAAAUUCUGACCUUAAAAACAACAACAACAACAACAAUAACAAAAGACAGGCCUGAUAUUUUUUCCUCACGGUGUAUGAACUCUUCCAGUAGAUUUCUGUCCCUGUCCAGGCCCAACCUCCUCGCUCGUCCUCACAAUAUGAACUAAUACGAGACAGAAACAAAAACACAAACCAGAGACUUGAUCUUGGUUUUUCUAAAGAACAGUGUUACUGCCAAUAACACGUAAGUCUCUCUUUGCUUUUGUGCCUUCUUUGUGAUAUACUAAAGAUAUGCCAGUUUUCAUGUGUCCGUGUAAAUUGCAUAUAGUAAUUUAUUUCUAAAGUGUAGCCGGAUAUUAUGGACCAAACACCAAAAAAGUGUUUCUAAAUUGAACUGCCUUAAUUGUCCGAAAAAAUAUGUUCCAUUAUAGUUAAAGUUAAAAAAGGGAACGUGUAUAUCGCCGUACUAUUUCAAAGAUUCUUCAUUUGUUGAAAAGUAUUUUUUUUCCUGAAGGAUUUUGUUUUUGUUUGUUUAAUAAAUUUGUCAAUUUAAG